UGGUGUCUGUAUAUGUGAGAAAUAAUAAUAAUAAUAAUAAUAAUAAUAAAAAAAGCUGAGAAUCUGAGGCAGAGCCCCCUAAAGCCACAGCCUUUGCCUUUCGACUCAGUCCAUACGACAACCAGAAACCUUGAAGAUCCGACUCAGCCCCCAUCCAUGAUGAUGAUGAUGGUGAAUCGCCUUCUACCCAAGCAGCUCCAGCUCCCUCGACAUCUCCUCCUUAUCUUAAUUCUCUUCCUCCACCAAUCACUUGUACUUGCAUUCACUUCUAAUCCAAACCCAAACGCUUUUCCAUCCUCAAACGACACCCUUCUCUUACAGGAUGUCUUGAACCAAAUCUCUUCCAAGUUCAGUUGGGAGUUGGAGGACAUUAAGGUUUCCAGAUUGGAUCUUAAGAAGCUUAGGUUUGGGGCUGCUAAUCGGUACGGGUUUCGGGUUGGACUCGGCAAGACUCACUUGUCGGCCAAUUUCUCCGAUGAAGUGGCCUCAUGGAAGAAGUUCAGGAAUCAGAGGUCUCAUCGUUUUGGGUAUUUGCUUAAUAAUAUUACUUCUUUGACUGUACUUGACACCUUCAAAGUGGAGGGACCCCUUGAAUUGCGGGUCGGUGGUUCUGAUAACCCUUCUCUGUUUUUGCCGGUGAACCGUACACAUGGUGGCUUUAACCGAAUUAUAGUCGGUGAAGGCAUCACAGUUGAAGUAAGAAAAGCUCGUCAAGUCUCUGCCUUUCAUGUAUCUAAUCUCAGUAUACCAGUAAACGGAAGUCAUGUGACUGAGAAGAAGAAAAGUGCGUUUUUGCCCAUUUGGCACUCAUUUUGCAGACCUUUAAUGCAGAUUCAAGUUUAUGGGUCUUCUGAAUUAGUUGCAUACAGAACUCGAAAUCCUUAUGCUCACAUUGAUACCAAUUUUAUGUCGAAAGAGACGAUUGAGUUGUUGGCUGAUAAGUGUUAUGGCUCUGAGUCUCAUAUGUACAAGAGGCGAGAUUCUCCUAUUGAUUCUUUGAGUUCUAGAAUAGUCAUGCUGGAAAAAGUUUUAAGAAGCUACUUUGGUAAACGGCUAAAUGGUUUAGUGGGUCUUUUUCGAGGAAAUAUCAAAGCUUCAGCUCUUAUUCGCUUCCAGCUUGAGCUAGAAAAGAAUUUAAGAAGCAACCAUACUGACAAAGCCAAAGAUGGGUGGAGAACAAAACCCAAUGUUGAAAGGGUUUUGUUUGAAAUAGUGGCAAGAGUUGAAGCAGAGAGGUUGAAGCUCCUUAUAGUGAAGGAAGUAGUACCUUUUGCUGUGGCAGAUACAGUUGCAUGGAGCAAUUUGUCCAACAUCUCAUUUACCAAGUUCCCAUCUCCCCUUGUUCCAUCCGAGGCUUUAACACUGGAUGUUAAAUGGUAGGCUUAAUCUUCCUUGUAACAUAUUUUGUCUUUUUUUUCCUUCUUUUUAUUCUUCAAAUUGGGAAGUUUUAUAUAGACGAAAGAUGAGAGCGAGCCUUGUUCUCUUGUUUGGUGAUGAUUGUAAAAGGCUUAUCUGUACAUGUUAGUUGUAAAAUAAACUCAUAUUAGUCACUACUGCCUGUUGUAAAUAGGCUAAUUUGUUAUCAAUGAAAGAAAAA
Messenger RNA from Cannabis sativa, 1597 nucleotides. Its product is annotated as protein TUNICAMYCIN INDUCED 1. The transcript is spliced from 3 exons. Bases 157 to 1380 code for a protein of 407 amino acids. NCBI's taxonomy places the organism in Eukaryota, Viridiplantae, Streptophyta, Magnoliopsida, Rosales, Cannabaceae. The record is from RefSeq and is a predicted model, not a curated record.